AUGGUUCAUCUUGGCCCAAAACCUCCUCAACACAGAAAGGGAACGUGGACUGACGUCUCAGAGACACUUCUUGCCGACUUGAAAGAGUUGGAAGAGCAGUUGACAGUCUCCGGUGAAACAUUGAAAAAGAUCACCGCUCACUUUAUCACUGAACUUGACAAGGGAUUGUCCAAGAAGGGUGGUAACAUUCCUAUGAUUCCAGGUUGGGUGCAUGACUUCCCAACUGGUAAGGAAACUGGUAAUUACUUGGCCAUCGAUUUGGGUGGAACCAACUUGAGAGUGGUCUUGGUUAAGCUUGGUGGUAACAGAGAUUUCGACACCACUCAAUCAAAGUACUCGUUGCCAGAACACAUUAGAACAGCUAAAUCCGAAGAGCUUUGGGGUUUCAUCGCCAAGUGCUUGAAGAAGUUUGUCGUUGAAGAGUUCCCAGAGGGCUGUACAUCCAACCUUCCAUUGGGUUUCACCUUUUCCUUCCCAGCCUCCCAAAGUGCCAUCAACUCUGGUAUUUUACAAAGAUGGACCAAGGGUUUCGACAUCGAAGGUGUUGAAGGACAUGACGUCGUCCCAAUGUUGCAAGCUGCUAUCGAAAAGGAGGGUGUUCCAAUCGACAUUGUUGCCUUGAUUAACGAUACCACUGGUACUCUUGUCGCCUCCAUGUACACUGAUCCAGAAGCAAAGAUGGGUCUUAUCUUCGGUACCGGUUGUAACGGUGCUUACUAUGAUGUUGUUCAAGAUAUCCCUAAGUUAGAAGGUAAAAUCCCAGACGAUGUUCCUCAAACCUCCCCAAUGGCUAUCAAUUGUGAAUACGGUUCCUUCGAUAACGAACACUUGGUCUUACCAAGAACCAAGUACGAUAUCCAAAUCGAUGCUGAAUCUCCAAGACCAGGUCAGCAAUCAUUCGAAAAGAUGAUUUCUGGUUACUACUUAGGUGAAGUGUUGAGAUUGGUCUUGUUAGAUUUGGUUUCCAAGAACCAUAUCUUUGCCAACCAACCAUUGGAAAAGUUAAACAAAGCAUUUAUCAUGGAUACCUCAUUCCCAGCCAAGAUUGAAGAAGAUCCAUUUGAAAACUUAUCAGAAACCCAAGAACUCUUUCAAGAAGUUUUAGGAAUCGAAACCACCUCUCCAGAAAGAAAGAUCAUCCGUAGACUCGCUGAAUUGAUCGGUGAAAGAUCUCCAAGAUUAUCUGUGUGUGGUAUUGCUGCUAUCUGCCAAAAGAGAGGCUACAAGACCGCCCAUUGUGCUGCAGAUGGUUCUGUUUUUAACAGAUACCCAGGCUUCAAGGAAAGAGCUGCCCAAGCCCUUAGAGAAAUCUUUGAAUGGGAAGAUGGUGUUGAAGACCCAAUCGUUCUUGUUGCCGCUGAGGAUGGUUCUGGUGCCGGUGCAGCCAUCAUUGCUGCCUUAACCCAAGAAAGAUUGAAGAAGGGAUUAUCUGUUGGUGUCAAACAAUAG
Messenger RNA from Dujonia railenensis, 1449 nucleotides. The record is from the annotation of a GenBank genome assembly. Lineage: Eukaryota; Fungi; Ascomycota; Pichiomycetes; Serinales; Debaryomycetaceae.